AUGGAGGCAUCAGAACAACGGCUGGAGCGGCAAUGGCGGCGUAGCAGCAACACAGAAUGGAGCGGAGAGGAGAGGAGAUCCGUCGUCGGGAGCAGUGGAGGAAGAACCAAACGACGGCGACAGCGGCCUCCGGCUUCGUCAUUUGCGGCGACAGUUGAGAAAACGACAGCAGCCCCGAUGUCGAGCUUCGAUCCCUUCGUCGGAGUCGUGAUGGCAGUCGCUCUUGGCUCACUGGAGUGUUACGGAGGCGACGCCGGAGUUAUAUCUACUUUAAAGUAUCUAAUCAACCAAAAUCAAAUCACUCCAAAUACAGGUAACAAAACAUACAAGAGCAAGAAUUGGGUAUGGAUACUAAUUGGCGUUAUCAUUCCUCUAUUAAUCAUAUGUUUUGGCAUAUUAUGUUAUAUAAAGAAGACAAAGCGUAAACGGAAAGAACAUGAGAGAUGGAAGAGAGAUGAAUAUUUCAUGGAGUUGACAAUUUCUGAAAGCUUCAAGGAUAUACAUCAGCUUGAAAACAAUGGUGGGAAAGGAAAUGACUUGUUAUUAUUUAGCAUUGCCUCUAUCACGGCUGCCACUGAUGAUUUCUUAGUUGAGAAUAAGCUCGGACAAUGUGGUUUUGGACCUGUUUACAAGGGAAGACUAAGUGAUGGGAGAGAAAUUGCAAUCAAAAGGCUUUCAAGAACAUCAGGGCAAGGGCUUGUGGAAUUCAAGAAUGAACUAGUACUCAUUGCUAAACUCCAACAUACAAAUCUUGUUUGGGUUCUUGGUUGUUGCAUUCAUGGUGAUGAAAAGAUGUUAAUAUACAAAUAUAUGCCUAACAAAAUCUUACAAUUGAGUUAUAUGCUUCCAUGUGGUUAUAUGUCUCCUGAGUAUGCAAUGAAAGGGACUUUCUCUAUCAAGUCUGAUAUCUUGAGCUUUGGAGUCUUGAUCUUGGAAAUCAUAAGUGGAAAAAGAAAUAGCAGCUUUGUUCAUGUUGACCGGACUUUCAAUCUUAUUGGAUAUGCAUGGGAGUUAUGGCAACAAGGGGAUACAUUGGAAUUGAAGGAUCCUACAUUGGGAAAUAAUUUUGUUGUACAACAAUUAUUGAGGGCUGUUCAUGUUUCCCUUCUAUGUGUACAUGAAAGUGCAGUCGAUAGGCCAACAACAUCUGAUAUGAUCUCCAUGCUUCUUAAUGAUGCCAUACCGUUACCCACUCCAAAUAGGCCAGCAUUCAUCAUCACUACCAGAAUGGAAUCAGAGUCGAAGUCAACUUCGAAUGAAAAUAAAGCAAAAGAUUGCUCUGUAAACAAUAUGACCAUCACUGCUUUAGAGGGUAGGUAG
Molecule: messenger RNA, 1320 nt
Organism: Lactuca sativa (garden lettuce)
Lineage: Eukaryota; Viridiplantae; Streptophyta; Magnoliopsida; Asterales; Asteraceae
Product: G-type lectin S-receptor-like serine/threonine-protein kinase At1g11410
Biological process (GO): protein phosphorylation
Cellular component (GO): plasma membrane
Molecular function (GO): ATP binding; protein serine/threonine kinase activity
Source: RefSeq, a predicted model, not a curated record